AUGGCAUUAUCAUCACGAAGGGCGGUUCAGCUUGCUUUUCUCGAGGAGAAUGGGGGUUUGUCAGCCGGCGGUUGGAAGUUGGCCCAGCGUCGUCAGCAGGCUGAGGUAAUCGCCAGAUUAGAGUUCGAGCUCAGCCCAGAAGGUUCAGUGCCCACCACCGACGACCAUCCACCAUGCCCCAGCCGAGCCCGCCCCACGCCCCAGCUGUACACGCCCGCGGGUGCCAAGCCGGGCGAAGCGCCCCGGAGCGCGUUGGCGCCGCUGAAGGACCCGAGCAACCGGCUGGAGCCGACGCAGCACCCGGCCGGCCACCCGGCCGGCCAGCCCAAGCCCUUCCCGCCCCCCACGGCCGAACCCACCAUGUCCGAGCUCCUCGCCGCCUCCGCCGCCCUCCCCGGCAUCCCCGCCUUCAACCACGACGCCAGCGGAUUCAUGAGCGACGUCCGAGGCGACAACGGCCUCGUGAGCUGGCGCAAGGGCCAGGGCUUCCGCGCCUGGGAAUCCGCUAUCCUCGCGAACCCCGAGGUCCAGCGAAAAGCGAACGUCGCCCAGCUCUACUUCUACGACCAUUAUUUCGAUCUGUUGACUUACUUGAACGGCCGCAAGAAGCGCUUGGCGCUGUUCCGCGAGUCGGCGACCCGCCCGGAGGUCGAUCCGGCGCAAGCGGGGAUGGAGUGGCGGUCGUACUGCGGCCGCGAGCGGGCGCUGUUGCGGAAGCGACGGACGAAGCUGAAGCUGGACUCGUUCCACAUCAUCGUCCAGGUGGGCCAGGGCGGGUACGGCGAGGUGUAUCUGGCGCGACACAAGCUCUCGAAGGAGGUGGUAGCGCUGAAGAAGAUGAAGAAGAAGACGCUGCUGAAGAUGGACGAGGUGCGGCACGUGCUGACGGAGCGGGACAUCCUGACGGCGACGAGCAAGUCGGACUGGCUGGUCAAGCUGCUGUACGCCUUCCAGGACCCGGACUACAUCUAUCUGGCGAUGGAGUUCGUGCCGGGGGGGGAUGUGCGGACGCUGCUGAACAACUCGGGGGUGCUCAAGGAGGAGCAUGCCAAGUUCUAUGCGACGGAGAUGUUCGUGGCCGUCGACUCGCUCCAUCGGCUCGGCUACAUCCAUCGCGACCUCAAGCCCGAGAACUUCCUCAUCGACCGCUCCGGCCACAUCAAGCUCACCGACUUCGGCCUCGCCGCCGGCGCCAUCAACCCCGGCAAGAUCCAGUCCCUCAAACAUAGACUCGACGAGGCCAAGGACGAGAACCUCCAGCUCGGGCGCUCCACCGUCGAGAUGAAGACGAUCUACAAGACGCUCAGACUCCAGGAGCCCAGGUAUGCCGACUCGAUCGUCGGCUCGCCCGACUACAUGGCCAUCGAAGUCUUGCGGGGCCAAAGCUACAGCUUCUCAGUCGACUACUGGUCAUUAGGAUGCAUCCUGUUCGAGUUCCUCUCCGGAUACGCGCCCUUUGCGGGCUCGAGCCCGGAAGAGACGUGGGCGAACCUCAAGAACUGGGCCCGGGUCCUGCGCCGGCCGCACUACGACAAGCCGGAGGACCAGAUCUUCAACCUGUCCGACGAGGCCUGGCUGGCCAUCGUCGGGCUCAUCAACGCCAAGGAGAAGCGCUGCUCGUCGCUCGACCACGUCCAGCGUCUCGCCUUCUUCGCCCACAUGCAAUGGGACAACAUGCGCCGCGUCGUCCCGCCCUUCAUCCCCUCCCUGGACUCCGAAAUCGAUGCGGGGUAUUUCGACGACUUCGGCAACCCCGAGGAGAUGAAGAAGUACGGCGAGGUGUUCGAGAAGGCGCGUGCGGUCGAGCUCGUCCAAGAGCGCGACGCCCCCGGCGCCGCGAACAACUGCCGCGGGGUCUGGGUCGGGUUCACGUUCAAGGGCGGCAAGACCGCCGAGCUCCUCCGCGGCGCCGUGCCCGCCGACGACCCCCGUCUGCCGACCAAUCAGGCCCGCCAUCCCUUGCUCGAGUUCGGCGACGACGACGUGCUGGAAUGCAUGUUCUGA
This is a messenger RNA of Puccinia triticina, 2004 nucleotides long. RefSeq lists its product as uncharacterized. NCBI's taxonomy places the organism in Eukaryota, Fungi, Basidiomycota, Pucciniomycetes, Pucciniales, Pucciniaceae. Gene Ontology annotation, cellular component: spindle pole body. The record is from RefSeq and is a predicted model, not a curated record. Bases 1 to 2004 code for a protein of 667 amino acids. Gene Ontology annotation, molecular function: protein serine/threonine kinase activity; ATP binding. Gene Ontology annotation, biological process: intracellular signal transduction; peptidyl-serine phosphorylation. The transcript is spliced from 5 exons.